Molecule: messenger RNA, 729 nt
Organism: Clonostachys rhizophaga
Lineage: Eukaryota; Fungi; Ascomycota; Sordariomycetes; Hypocreales; Bionectriaceae
Source: the annotation of a GenBank genome assembly
AUGGCAGAGAUCAAGACAAUCCAGCAAGAAUACUUGGCGCUACUUCAAUCCGGGAAAUAUAGCGAUUUCGUGUUGGCUUGCAAUGGAGCGGAAUGGAACUUACACAAGGCCGUUGUUUGCAUUCAUUCACCAGUUAUUAAGGCUGCGCUUGAUGGCGAAUUCAUGGAGGCCAGACUGGGCCGUUAUUCGUCCGACCAAUAUGACGUCGCCACAAUGGCUCGUCUCAUUCAGUAUUUAUACGUCGGAGACUAUUCAUCCAAUCCUUUGUUGGGUGGGACAUGGCCAUCCAUGGAGAUACUCCAGGACGAAGAGCGACAAAGCCAACUACAAGACGCGAGUCAACCUUUCCCACGCUGUCUGGGGGCUGAGAUUAGCCUGAACGUUGCCGCAGAUUAUUUUGGCAUUCCAGCACUCUCAGCUAUGACGAGGCAUCGUGCUGAGGGAAUUAUCAAGCACCAUUGGAAUGCGGCUACCUUUCCAGCUCUUCUGAAGGAUGCUGAAGAACAUGUCUUGGACAUGAAUUUAUGGAAGAUUUUGAUCGAUGCAGCUUCAACUCAUAUCGACUCUUUGACCAAGUCAAACGAAUUCCACGAGGUCGAUUGGCAGCCUGGGACUUAUAAGCAAAUUCUUUAUACUCAGGCCCAGAUGUUGGAUGAAGAAAAGGCGAAAAAAAAGAAGAGGCCAAGCCACACCAUCACAGAUUCAAAUCCUCACGGGAUAAUUUUCUGA